AAGGACCCGUAGAAAAUGGAAAAAAAAAAGGGAUUUGUGUUGGAGGAACCCGGAGAGUCGGAUCCCCCGACCCGAAACAGAGAUUACCCCCUAUAUCCCCCGCCCUAUUUCCCUGUAGCUGGAACCCUAAUCAGACAGAAAUUUAGGGAAAUUGAUAGGAAUAGGCAGAAGAAAAUGACUAUAUCACUGUCGAAAAUCGGGAAAGUGUUACCUUUCUCCAGGCUCUUUAGGCAACUGGAGCUGGAUAUGGAAACUGUAGUUAAGGUACUACAACCUGGUCCACUGGGCAUUGUGGAACAUAAAUUUUCUGCUGAGGAAAUACAGAAAGCCAGUGAUACUGUUAAGCAGGCAGUGAGUAAUUGGCGAAGGCAUGCUAACACUGAGAAACAUAGCCCGAUCAUGAAAGAUUUUAUCGAUGCAUGAGAGGCUUGUUUCUUUGUUUUCUAUCAAUCAUAUCAUGAAAAGACAAUAAUGUGUGUUUAUAAGCUCAAUAGAAAUAAGCUAUAGUUAUGCUUAUGACUAAAGCACCGGUUGUUCUAUUUGCCAUUCCAUUGCCAUUGCAAUAUGAACUGUUUUAUUUUUGUUGCCA
This is a messenger RNA of Capsicum annuum, 589 nucleotides long. RefSeq lists its product as uncharacterized. The coding region runs from base 16 to 423 and encodes 135 amino acids. The record is from RefSeq and is a predicted model, not a curated record. NCBI's taxonomy places the organism in Eukaryota, Viridiplantae, Streptophyta, Magnoliopsida, Solanales, Solanaceae. The transcript is spliced from 2 exons.